UUCAAACUGUCUUUCUUCUGAGAUUAAGAUUAAUCCCCAAAUCGAACCACAAUUUCUUGACAAUGGUAAACUCAUACCAGGCGAACUAGUCAUAACUAACUGAUAACUAUGACUUAUUAGCCGUAAAUCAAGAGGUGAUUAAUUCGGAUUUACCUUCCAAAUAUGGAGUCAAAUAACGAGAAGGAAAUCCGAGCUCGAACUGAUAAAGACAGAAUUCCACUACAGUCGUACUCACACGUCGGAUCUGAGGUGAUGACGACGUCAAUUAUUCGGUCUGAUGACUUGAGUGCUGAGGUGGCAGCUGAGCCGAACAACCGGGCGGCGGCACUUAUGGAAGAAGAGGAGCCGAGCAAGACUUCGCGGCAGUCGUGGUCGAACCAUCUUGACUUCGUGAUCACUCUGCUGGGUUUUGCGGUUGGACUGGGCAAUUUGUGGCGCUUCCCUUAUCUAUGUUUCCAACACGGAGGCGGUGCUUUUCUGGUGCCCUACCUGCUGUUUAUGGUGGCCAGUGGUGCUCCCCUCUUCUUCCUCGAAGUGUCAUUGGGCCAGUUCAGCCAGCAGAGUGCCAUCCAGUGCUGGAGCAUACUACCCAUGUUCAAAGGAAUAGGGAUUGCGUCUACCCUGAUAGUGUUCUACUGCAACACGUACUACAUAGUGAUUCUGGCCUGGGCCUGCUUCUACUUCUUCACUUCCUUCAUGGUCCCCCUGGGAUUCUCCACCUGCGACAACCACUGGAACACUCCCAACUGCUACCAGGUUGCACAGAUAGCGGAUGAGCUGAAGGAGAUGCAGCAGUCUGGCAAUGGGUCGGACGUCAACUUCUCCAAUCUAGUCCACCAGAGGGUCUCCAGUGUGGACGAAUACUGGAUUCGUCAUGUUCUGAUGAAGCACAUGUCCUCUGGAGUGGACGACCCUGGAUCGAUAGUACUCCACUUAGCAGGAUGUCUUUUCUUCGUCUGGGUGCUCUGUUUCCUCUGCAUUUUCAAGGGCAUACACAUCUCAGGAAAGGUAGUGUACUUCACCGCCCUCUUUCCCUAUGUCAUCAUCACCUGCAUGAUCAUCAGGGGCUGUACUUUAGAGGGGUCGGCAGAGGGCAUCCUGUUCUACCUCAGACCUGACUUCUCAAAACUAUCCAACUCAAAGGUAUGGAUAGAUGCCGGCACCCAGAUCUUCUUCUCCUAUGCUCUGUGUCUGGGGGUACUCCCCACGCUAGGCAGCUUCAACGACUACCACAACAACGUUCUCAGGGAUUCGAUCAUCAUCUCAAUAGCUAACCCUGCCACUUCUGUAUUUGCUGGGUUUGGUGUGUUCUCCAUUCUGGGUCAUCUGGCCCACGUGACUGGACUGCCCAUUUCAGAAGUGACUGACAGCGGCCCUGGUCUGGUGUUCAAGACGUACCCAGUAGCCAUCAGUCUGCUGCCUGGAUCCAACUUCUGGGCCAUCCUCUUCUUCUUCAUGAUCAUCCUCCUCGGAUUCGACAGCCAAUUUUCGGGGGUGGAGUCGUUUGUGACGUCUAUCAUGGAUGUGUGGCCUUGGCUGCGUCAGAAGAGACUGGGGAGACCCCUGUUCACAGCUGCUGUAUGUCUCACCCACUUUUUCAUCGGACUCUCCAUGGUCACAGAGGGUGGCGUGUACGUGUUUGAGAUCUGGAACAGCUACUCGGCCAGUGGGAAGAACCUUCUGCUGAUCGCCCUGUUUGAACUGGUGGCAUUAAUGUACAUAUAUGGCUACCGGAAGUACAGACGCAACAUUGUGGACAUGUUGGGCUAUGACUCAUGGAUCCUCACUUGGUUCCAGUUAUGUUGGUGUGUCUUCUCUCCAAUACUCAUACUAGGUAUCCUGACGUUUGACAUAGUGGAGUACUUCCGGGGCAAUGGGUUCCUCACCUACGGGGACUACGUGUACCCCAAGUGGGCGGAUGCCAUAGGGUGGGUGUUCGUGCUCACUGCCGUCCUCUGCAUCCCCACCUACGCCGCCUACCAGAUUGCUCUCAGCCGGGCCAACUUGUCCUGUAUUAGGAAGAAGAGAAGAAAGAAGCAGCAGAGAACUAGCAACGCACAUUGGCCGGUGAUCGGGAGUUUCCAUAACCGAAAGGACUCAGUUGCGAACAACGACGAGACCAAUUCGGGCAUAAUACGACCAGAGGUCGCCAGUUCAUCCCCCAUGCUCAAGAACGAGUCCAACAAUUUCUCCCUCGACAGCCGACGAAACAGAAUAACAACAGAGUCGAAUAAAGAUUUAGAAGACAGCAUAAGUAACUCAGUUGUACUGAAUGUAAAGUAAAAUCUUACAUUAUGAUCAACUGUCUGAAUAACAUACACUGAAUAAAUUACAGGUUCAAAUUAUUGUUUUCGAA
Symsagittifera roscoffensis is the source of this 2356-nucleotide messenger RNA. RefSeq names its product sodium- and chloride-dependent GABA transporter 1-like. Bases 163 to 2283 code for a protein of 706 amino acids. NCBI's taxonomy places the organism in Eukaryota, Metazoa, Xenacoelomorpha, Acoela, Convolutidae. The record is from RefSeq and is a predicted model, not a curated record. The transcript is spliced from 14 exons. Gene Ontology annotation, cellular component: plasma membrane. Gene Ontology annotation, biological process: sodium ion transmembrane transport. Gene Ontology annotation, molecular function: gamma-aminobutyric acid:sodium:chloride symporter activity.